Prunus armeniaca (apricot) is the source of this 576-nucleotide messenger RNA. Lineage: Eukaryota; Viridiplantae; Streptophyta; Magnoliopsida; Rosales; Rosaceae. The record is from the annotation of a GenBank genome assembly.
AUGUCCGUCAAGCCGAUGGGACAAAGAACUUGGAGGAACGAGAAGAAGAAGACGCACCAAGCAUUAGCUAUAGAUGGCAAGCCAUCCAAUGACUACAACUCGCGCAAACGAAAGGAUAGGGAGACAUAUCCACCACUACCAUGCAAGGAUGAAGAAUUUCACGCCAUCCUUGACACGAUGAUUGUUGAUGGUGCAAUUAGACCUGUCAGACCCUACAAAAUUCCUACCCGAGAAGAGAAAAAUGAUCCUAGAUACUGCCGUUAUCAUCAAUUUGUAGGCCAUCCAACCACUGCUUGCCAGAGCUUAAGGAGGAUUUUACAUGCUAAAAUACAUGAGGGAGUCCUUGAGCUUCCCUCUAGGAAGCAAACCAUUGAUGAAGACCCCUUGCCAAAACGAAGGGGAAAAGAGGUAGCUGUUGUCAUUACCUAUUCCAAUGAUUUGCUCGAUGAUGAUGAAUUGUGCCACCCGUGGAGGGAUGACCCAAAGCCGCCGGAAGCUAAGUGGGAACCUUGCGGAAACAUGGAGAAAGCAUAUUGGUGUAAAUAUUCAAAGCCUUCAAGUUACAACACGUCGUGA